UAUAAAUCGCCUGGUAGGGCUGAAAUUCAGGUUAGUGCAGACGGUUUCCGAGCCCACCGCGAAGCUGCGAACGCAGGCACACGCGCGCACGAACGCACACCAUGAUGCAGAUCCACGUCCCGUUGCUCGUCAUUGCUGCGAUCCUGGUCGCGUCGAUAGAGUCGAAACCGAUCUGGCCGGAGAUCUACUUGGGCAACUACCCCUCCGAGGCCAUAGGCGUUCAGCAGUCGCAGCUCCUUCACUACCAAGAGCACAGCCCCUAUUACGUUUACAAUGUGCGCCCAGACACCGUCCCCGCUGCUGUAAUCGCUAACGGGAAGCCAACGAUCUCUCAAAUCCCAGCCUAUGGUUUAUACUAUCAGUAUCCGUUCUUCGAUUUCCGGUACCCAGUGGUUCCGCUGGACCCGACAGCGAAGCCGGUUCAACCGGCAGAGCCGCCGAAACCGGCGGAGGAAUCGAGGCCGACGGUUCCGACGACCACCCCCGCCGAACCGACCGAAGGAAAAGAUGGCGGGAUCGAGAAGCUGGACAACAAAGUCGAACCGGAAAGGGAUGGAAAGAAAUCGAGCGAAACGAGCAACAACGACGACGACACCGUCGUGAUCGAGUCGCUGUAAAAUCGGUCGCUUCUACGCGAAGCCGGUCUAAUGUGAAACGAAACGCUUGUACCGUGCGGCUGUCGUUCGACAGAUUUUCUCAUGAUCCCCCAUGGAGCCACUUCGAUCAUUAACGAACAAUAAACUCGACCUUCAUUUCUCUAA
Megalopta genalis is the source of this 761-nucleotide messenger RNA. RefSeq lists its product as uncharacterized. NCBI's taxonomy places the organism in Eukaryota, Metazoa, Arthropoda, Insecta, Hymenoptera, Halictidae. The record is from RefSeq and is a predicted model, not a curated record.